AGUUAAUAAAUUUGGAAAUGAACAAGGUUAAUCACAUUUAUCUGAUCUUAUGGAUGAUAGUCAUCUCACUCGGUAUGUUCCAGUUCGGAUACGGAAAUGCCAGCUUCAGUAAUUUACAGCAAGUCCUAUUCUUUCAGUACCAGGAUGCAAAAGGCGAAGUUAUUAGCACCCAAAAGAAUUUUAACUCUGUGGUUACAACAGCAGUGCCUGCAGGAGCAGCUAUUGGGUCUUUCACAGGAGGCUUUUUCACACCAUUAGGAAGGCGCCCAGCCAUCAUGAUUACCAACGUGAUCAUUGUAGCAGGAGUCGGAGUUACCAUGAUAUUUAAUUUCUACGCUUUGAUUAUUGGAAGGAUUUUAUUUGGCUACGGAAUAGGAGUUAUGACUGUUCUUACACCUCUAUUUAUCUCAGAGACAUCUCCUGUGGAGGUAGCAGGUCCGAUGGGAUCUCUCAGUCAAAUAAUGGUCACUGUAGGAAUUAUGAUUGCCUACAUGUUUGGUUUCCUAGCUCCAAUAAGAUACCUUGAUAAAGAAGGCGAUCCUGAAAUGAACCCAGAUGUCCUGACAACUCAAUCUUGGAGAAUUAUAUUUGCAGUGCCAGCUGCUAUUUCCAUUUUUCAAACUUUGAUGCUGUUGGUUGUAUUCAGGUAUGACACACCAAAGUUUUACCAACAGAAGGGCGACAGGGAUAUGAUAAAAGCUGUUAACGCAGUGAUCUACAAAGAAAAAUCUGGAGAAGAUCAAAGCGAGAAUUUGGUCCAAAAUGAAGAUGACAAUGCUGAAAGAGUUACUUUGGGAGAAAUGUUUGGAUCCGUAUAUAGAUAUGUCCUUAUUAUUGGCUCACUCCUUGCGAUGUUCCAACAAAUGACAGGCAUUAAUAUGGUUAUCUUCUAUUCAAAUGUCAUCUUUACACAAGGCUUGGAUGAAGGAUAUACAGCAGAGACUAAAGCGAGGAUUGGUACCAUUAUUGUUGGUGUAGUUAAUUUGGCAGCAACCGUAGUUGCAAUUCCUUUAUUAGCUAAAUUUGGAAGGAAGAUCUUAAUGCUUUCUGGACAUUUUAUGAUGACAGUCUCUCUUGCAGUUCUUGGUGUUUUUGCCAUCACAGGCUUCAGCACAGGAACCAUCAUCUUUACUUUGGUCUUCAUUGCAUUUUUCGAAAUUGGAGUUGGUUCAAUUCUUUUCUUAUACUUAGCUGAGAUCAUGCCUGAAGCAGGUUUAUCAAUCCCCUCAGGUAUAUGCUGGGUCUUUACUAUCAUAAUCGGUCUGAUAACUCCAAAUCUCUUUGACUGGCUGAAAGCAACAGGUGUUUACUUUGUAUUUACCGGUAUCAAUUUUGUGGGCAUCCUCUUCAUUCUUUUCCUAAUUAAAGAAACAAAAGGUAAAAGCAAAAUCGAAUUGGAAAGCCUUUACACACAGAAACGAAGAAAUUAUCAAUCUUUGCCUGAAGAGCAACUCAACAGCUCGGAGAGACCUAUGAGCACUGACUUAUAAGCUCUUUGGAGAUAUCCUAAUUGCUUGCCAGCAUAUCUGCUGAGCACUUAAUCUCAAAAUAUUCCUU
Molecule: messenger RNA, 1557 nt
Organism: Moneuplotes crassus
Lineage: Eukaryota; Ciliophora; Spirotrichea; Euplotida; Euplotidae
Source: the annotation of a GenBank genome assembly